Messenger RNA from Vollenhovia emeryi, 3336 nucleotides. It is a transcript of the gene DNApol-eta, whose product is annotated as DNA polymerase eta. The record is from RefSeq and is a predicted model, not a curated record. Gene Ontology annotation, biological process: response to radiation; error-prone translesion synthesis. The coding region runs from base 182 to 2599 and encodes 805 amino acids. Gene Ontology annotation, cellular component: nucleus; site of double-strand break; replication fork. Gene Ontology annotation, molecular function: DNA-directed DNA polymerase activity; damaged DNA binding. The transcript is spliced from 7 exons. NCBI's taxonomy places the organism in Eukaryota, Metazoa, Arthropoda, Insecta, Hymenoptera, Formicidae.
GCCAAAAAAUGGCCGUUCGACGAAAACACAAGCCCGGAGUCGAAGCCGGAGCAUUAGGCUAGGUUAGGUUAAGAUGAAGUCCUCGCACAACGCCGGAUAAUGCGGAGAUGACAAUUCGCCCCUGGACACGGUGUCCUUACUCCCAAUUAACGCGCUAAUCGCUCUCGCGGACGUCGUCAAGAUGGCGAGUUCGGCUGGCAGGAUCGUCGUCCUGAUCGACAUGGACUGUUUCUUCUGUCAAGUCGAGACCAAGCUGCAGCCGCAGUACGCGGGGAAACCUCUCGCUGUCGUCCAAUACAAUCAAUGGGAGAUGGGCGGGAUAAUAGCUGUUAAUUACGAAGCGCGUAGUUUUGGCGUAACCAGGCAUAUGAGGGGCAAAGAAGCUAAAGAGAAGUGUCCGGAUAUAGUUCUAGCCAGCGUUCCGUGCCUUCGCGGGAAAGCAGACACGUCCAGAUACAGAAAAGCUGGUCGCGAGGUUAUCGAAGCUAUAAAGAAGCAUUGUAACGUAAUAGAGCGUGCCAGCGUCGACGAGGCGUAUCUCGACAUUACGGACAUUGUCGAUAAGAGAUUGGCCACGUCUAGAGUCUCCCCGAAAGACUUGACAUCGUCUCUUGCAAAUACCUUCGUCGUAGGAUAUUCGGAAGUCGGUAAAAAUGACGAAGAGGAGAGACGUCAAGGGCUACAGACCUGGUUACUGGACUCUUUCAGAGAAUUGCCAGACGUUCAAGCUCAGAGACUCGCUGUAGCUGGCGUGCUAAUUGAGGAGAUAAGAAAUAGUAUAUACGGAGAAACCGGAUUUAGAUGUUCUGCCGGCAUUGCACAGAACAAGAUAUUGGCAAAACUGGCGUGUGGAUUGCACAAACCGAAUCGCCAAACGAUUUUACCGGAAGCAGCCGUUCCAAGCCUUUACGCGACACUUCCGGUGAAGAAGGUUCGAAAUCUCGGUGGAAAGUUUGGCGACGUCGUAGUCGAGUCGCUCGGCUGCAAAGUUAUGGGGGAUUUGCUGCAAUACUCCUUGGAACAACUGCAGAAGCACUUUGACGAAAAGACGGGAUCUUGGCUGUACAAUAUCGCCCGAGGCAUCGACGACGAGCCGGUUAUUAACAGACUGUUGGCGAAGUCCAUCGGGGCGUGUAAAAAGUUUCCUGGGAAGCAAGCUAUCACCUCGCUGGAAGUGUUAAAGCACUGGGCCGGCGAUCUGGCGGCGGAGGUCUGUGAGCGGCUCGAGGAGGACUUCAUAGAGAAUCAGCGACGUGCGACACUACUCGUGAUCGCUUAUCAUUACUAUCAGAACAAAGGCACGAUCUCUCAGACGCGCUCGCUCGCCCUGAGCUCGUACAAACCGGAGAAAAUGGCGAGUCAAUGCGUGGACGUGAUCACCAAGUCCACGCAGUGCCCUGUGGUAUUUGUGGGCAUCUCCGUCACUAAAUUCGUGCCCUCGAAAGAGAGCGGUAGUUUCCUGAAAUUUUUUAAAAAUACCAAACCGAAGGAGGAGGAAGUCGUCGUUUUAGAUUCGUUUGGAGAUGCAACGAACUCUACGUUUAGUUCAGAAGCGAAAGGAGAACCGUCUUCUGCCUCUGUCAGUAGCAAAGAAAUUUGUUCAUGGAAAAACACUGAAAGACAGAACCCUCAAAGAGUCAAAGAAUCUCCCGUGGUCAAACAAUCAGUUGCGAAGAACAAUGGGACGACGAAAGGGAGUAAGAGAAUUGUCAAUAACUUAAAUACGAGUGCGGAGGAUUCGCCUAUGUCGAAGAGAGUUUCCAAGCUGAUACAAGUGUGCAAUCAGCACGACAAGAUCAAAAACAAACGUUUAUCAGGUGUAAUAAUAGAUAAUAACGAUUUCCAAGACUCGUUUUUCAUGAACGUGUAUAAGACGGGGGAGAAAAAGUGCGAUAAUAACGUUGAGGACGUUGAUACUACGAAGGAAUCGCGAUGCAGAAAACAAUUGGUCGCGUCUGGUGCGGAUGAUGAAAAUGUCGAUGAUUACAAUGCGGAUUUACAAGAGAAUGCUUGCGGGGUACCUUGCACGAGCCAAGUACACAGCAAUGAGGGGCCUGCGGAGAAGAAUAAGAGAACUUCCGUGCAAGAACCUUCGGUGCGAUUACGAGAGAUAUUCCCGAACUUGGACGAUAUAGACCCGGACAUUCUGUCCCUGUUGCCGGCCGAUUUACAGGAGGAAGCGAGGCUGUACGUGAAAUCGCGCGGCAGGAAGCAGGAAAAUCUCAAGGUCGCCCGAGAAUUGCCGAGGACGGGAAGAGGGAGACCCAGCAAGUCCAAACCCGCUGGCAAGAGCGGCAAGAGGCGCAGUCCCUUGUACAACUUUCUGAUCAAGACCAACGCGGGCGAGCACGACGUGCCUCUAGAGCGGUGCGCCGAGUGCGACCAAAUGAUACCCGUGACCAGGUUCAGCGAACACGCGGACUUCCACGUCGCGCAAAACUUAUACCGGGAGAUCAACAAGCCAUCGUCGGGCGAGAAUGGAGGCGCCAAGAGGAAACUCGAGGACGACGAGGUUGUCGUUACUCUCGUGAAGCGUCAAACGUCGAACGUUUUCGAGCCCGGCGGGGAUUCUCGGUCGACAACCGCGCUUCCCUCGUGACUGUGCUUGUAAAUCUGUCCGAUUUUCGUCAUUUACAAUUAUUUGUCUCACUAUCAAUCGCGAUGGCAUCACAUUCCCAUUAUGAUUGCGGAGAAAAUUUCGAUGAGCAUUUUAUGUGUGUAUACUCGAUAUACAGGGUGUUAAAAAAAGACUGGAACCCCUGAAUAACUUGGAAAAUAUGCAAGAUGGAAAAAUGUUUCCUACAAAAGUUGUAGGGUUUUAAAUGAUGCAUCACAUAGUAGCAUUAUUAUGACCUUGAACAGCGCCGUCAAGGUGACGUAAAGAUCACCUCUAAAUUUUCACGUGGAAACCUACACUUUUUUUAUUGCAUAUUCGUGUAACUUAUCAUGAGAGCUUUAGAAAUCCACUAUAAUAAAGUAUUUUUGUAUGCAUCACUUCAAGCCUUACGACUUCUGCAGGAAACAUUUUUUCUAUCUUGCAUAUUUUCCAAGUUACUCAGGGCUUCUGAUCUUUAUUGAACACCCUGUAUAUUUGUAUAUUGUAAAAAUGUAUAACAAAUCAUUGUAAUAUACGAGUAUUAACAUUUGUUGAAGCACUGUAACAUAUAUUUUAAUUAGAACGUCAUGUUUCGAAUUACCUGGUAUAUAAAUAAUUAACUUGCAUUAAACCAAAUUUGUAAAUAUUUAUACGUUGACUGACUUUAGCUGGCAUAUUCGAGAACUGCAAGGCGUUACAAAAGAAUGUAAUAAAUAAAAUAUCCGCCUUAGAAAACAGAA